Molecule: messenger RNA, 708 nt
Organism: Purpureocillium lilacinum
Lineage: Eukaryota; Fungi; Ascomycota; Sordariomycetes; Hypocreales; Ophiocordycipitaceae
Source: RefSeq, a predicted model, not a curated record
AUGGCCGCUCAGCAUCGCCUCCAGCGCCUGGCCUCCCCCUCGCCCUCCUUCUCGCUCCUCCUCCACCUCGCGGGCAUCGCCUCCUUCAUCUACAGCUUCUACUUCCUGACGAUAUGGGAGACGCCCUUUGACGAGGCCUACGGAUGGCACUUUCAGUUCCUCACCAUCAUCGGCCUCGCCGUCUCACUGCUCUGCUUCCUGUCCGGGGCUGUCGCCGACGUGACGGGCAGCGCCGUGCUCUUCGACCUCAAGAACGCCCUCGCCGUGCUCGCCACGCCCCUCGAGGUCGUCAUCUCCCUCCUCUACUGGGGCAUCAGCGCCGUCGACCCGGAGCUCCUCUUCGUCGGUGAGCUCACCCUGCCGCUGACCGCCGACGUUGGGUUCCACCUCGCGCCCGCCGUCUUCCUCACGCUGGACCUCGUCCUGCUGAGCCCGCCGUGGACCGUCCCCGCGUACGGGGUCAUGAGUCUGAGCACCGUCUUUGCCUUUGGGUACUGGUACUGGGUCGAGCUCUGCUUUAGCAAGAACGGAUGGUAUCCGUAUCCGCUGUUCGGCCUGCUGUCCACCGCGCAGCGUAUCCUUCUCUUUGUUACCUCCGCGGCGCUCGUCACUGUGUCGUCCGGCGCCCUCAAAUGGGUGUAUGGAAAUUUCAACGGCUAUGAAAACGCCAGAAGAGAGCCUCAUAAGCCGAUGACAAAGGUACAGUAA